This is a messenger RNA of Aureobasidium melanogenum CBS 110374, 912 nucleotides long. RefSeq lists its product as uncharacterized. Gene Ontology annotation, biological process: rRNA processing; negative regulation of transcription by RNA polymerase II. Bases 1 to 912 code for a protein of 303 amino acids. Gene Ontology annotation, cellular component: nucleolus. The transcript is spliced from 2 exons. The record is from RefSeq and is a predicted model, not a curated record. Gene Ontology annotation, molecular function: DNA binding. Lineage: Eukaryota; Fungi; Ascomycota; Dothideomycetes; Dothideales; Saccotheciaceae.
AUGGUUUCUUUCUCGUGUGAGGGAUGUGGUGACAUCCUUACCAAGAAGAAGCUCGAUCCUCAUGCCAACCAGUGUUGGGGCGCAUCUUUUACUUGCAUCGAUUGCAUGGUUCACUUCGAAGGCACCUCCUACCGUGCGCAUACCAGCUGUAUGUCUGAGGCUCAGAAAUACCAAGGUCACCUCUACCGUGGCGAGAAGAAGGGCAAGGGUCAAAAUCAGAACCAGAAGAAGCAAGAGCAGGCACUCGUCCAGACCAAGGCACCAGAACCCACCACUACCGACAUCGCCAACACCAAUGCCCCACCGAAGGCUCCCUCGCCUCCUCCUUCUGGUGCCGACCUGCCUCCUGGCGUGAAUGUUUUCGACUACAUGGACACUCCUGCCAAGAUCGAGGCCGCACCUAUUGUCACUCCAGCCUCAAAGCGCGACCGUGAAGACAAGAGCAAGAGCGACAAGAAGCGCAAGAGAGAUGAUCAGGAUAUGCCAGAUGCCACUCCCGCACUGCACACUGGCCUCACAGGCGGCCUCAACAGAAUGCUGUCUGGUCCCGACUUUGGCGAAGACGGUGCUGCCGCCAGCCCUCUCAGCCCCAAGAAGCGUAGCAAGAAGGAGAAGUCAGAGAAGGAAUCAUCAAAGAAGUCUUCGUCAAGCAAGAGCUCGUCCAAGAAGUCAACAUCCUCAGACGCGCGCGAAGACAAGCAGCUCGUCAGCAAACGUUCUCCGGCAGAGCUGUUCUUGAGCUUCGUGGACAAGGGUCCUGAAAGUGAGAGCGGCUUGAGCAUCAACAAAGCACUUAAGCGCUAUCACCGUGAGCGUCAAGCUCAGGGCAAGAAGGACGACGGCGACAAGGAUCUUUGGAAGGAUCUUCGCAUCAGAAAGAACGAGAGAGGAGAGUUUGUUCUUUUCAUUUGA